Molecule: messenger RNA, 12460 nt
Organism: Melitaea cinxia (Glanville fritillary)
Lineage: Eukaryota; Metazoa; Arthropoda; Insecta; Lepidoptera; Nymphalidae
Gene: Dhc16F
Product: dynein axonemal heavy chain 6
Exons: 68
Coding region: 174-12419 (4081 amino acids)
Biological process (GO): microtubule-based movement
Cellular component (GO): dynein complex
Molecular function (GO): dynein intermediate chain binding; ATP binding; minus-end-directed microtubule motor activity
Source: RefSeq, a predicted model, not a curated record
UUUUGAAUUUAGAACAGUAACUAAGUGUAAAAUGUGUCUCGUUUCCAUGGAUACAUUCAUAUUAAUGAUAACAUACAGUUUAAAAUGUAUACUUAUGUGUAAUUAUCAAUUAAUAAUACUAUAUAGUACACCAACUAAUACUCUGAAUUGCCUUAUAUCUAAGAAUAACAAUUAUGGAAAAACGCAGAUCAACAAUUACAACCCUACCUGCUAUAGAAACUUUACAACGAAAUGUUAGAAAAACUCCUGCUUGCUAUAAAAGAAAAUCUCGAGAUAUACCCUUUCAUAUACCACAUAAAAAAUUAAUGGAAAGGAUAGAAUUUGUAGAGAAGGAACCAGAACCUUUGACUGGGUUUGCGGUUGCACAAGAAGAAAGGUUUAAAAGGGAAAGAAAAGUUGGAAAACUUCAUUUAGAACCUAUUAAGUUUGAUAAUGGUAGGUUAACAAAAGAGAAAAAGAAAAAGACGCUUAAAAUACGUGAUUCAAGUAGCAGCUCUGAAAUAAGGAAAACGGAUAUAUGUACUAGUGACCCGUUAAAGGUUAAGCCUGAAGUGGCUUCGCAGAAGGAAGUUAUAGAACAAGUUCGCAAAAACCCCUCGUGUGGUUUUCUAUAUAUGAUAUACGCUGUACACCCACAGAAUGUUUACUUUACACCGUAUUAUCUCAAAGUUGUCCCUUACGAUGAGAUCGAUAAAGCGAAUUACCUCACCAUCAGUCCAUGUGGCGUAACGCAUUACACAAAUGAAAUGGUCUUCACUAAAUUGUCUGAAUGGGAGCAAGAGUACACAAUAUUUGUUAAACUUACAGACAUAAAAUUUUUCCGCCUAUAUCGUUAUUGGAAAGCAUAUUAUGUUUGGCGUAAAUCGAUAUUGUUCCGUAAGUACAAUAAAACACGAACGAAGAUCGCUAAAAAAUUAUUUAUCUUGACGCCAGUAUUGGGGAAAGCUCUGCUGAGUAUACAGGCUAUGUGUUGCGAUAUGUACAUGAAGAGUUUUGCCGAUGUGUCUCGAGAUAUGGAUACCGCGUUCUUUUAUUUCAUUGAAGUUCAGAUGAAACGCGUUGAGUAUAUUCGUGAAAAGUUGUCGGCUUUUCGGUCGAUAGUACUAGAAGUGGUUACAGCAGCUUGCCAUGCGGCACUGUAUCAGCAAGGUUUUACAUUCGACGAUAGAAAUGUCCCGCCCUUCCAAAUAAUACGAGGCAAGCCUACUGGAGGCAUGUCUUACACCGAGAAAGCAAAUAAGAGGAAGUAUUGUGAAAGACUUGCUUGUUUCAUAAAGCUGGUGGAUUAUAUGACAAACUACAUGCUACAUCGUCUCACGAAAAAGUCUAACAUGAUGAUGGCAAAUAUGCUGCGAACACACAUGCGAUUCACCCCUUCGCCGGAAUUACUCGCUGGUACUGAUGUCGAUGAGGUCUUAGAGGUCUUGCCGCGGCAGACUGAGACUUGCAAGUGGGCUCUUUUUCAAAUCGAUGCAUACGUUCUACCGUCUGGAGAGGUUCAGCUCAAUCCAAGCGAAAAAAUAGUUUCCGGUUACAUGGAAAAAAUAACUAAUUACUGGGACGAAUACGUACGCACUUUUCAUAAUUUCCUGAACGAGGAAACAUUGCAGAUAUUUGUGCAGCCCACUGUGAUGGGAAAGCAAAUGGACUGGUCGGCGGGACAGUCACCUAAUCUGUACUUUUUAAUGAACCAAGACAAAGCAAUGAUAAGUGAUAUUCAAUUCAUACCAAAUUCUCUUCACCAGUCAUUUGAAAAUGUAUGGACUUUCUUGCAAAGGAUGAAUGCUUUCAUGCAGAACUUUAAAGACGCUUGCGAAAUGGACACUGACCUGAUUAAAAAUGAAAGAGACGUAAAUGAGUUUCGAAAAUUAUGUACGGAGCUAGUGAGACAAAUGGAUGAAAUUGAAGAAGUCGUUAGUUACCAACCAUUAGGAUUACUGUUUCUUAACCUUUGUCCUUUCCAAGAGUUAUUUAGACCGCAACCCAGAAGAUUAUUUGAUGUUGUUAACAAUGUUACACCUGAUAUUGGUCACGACUGUAUAGAAGAGAUCCUGUCUGGUAUCGAAUCCAUUAAUAAUGAUGUAUCAAAGGAGCCGGAAAGUGCCGGAGAGUUGGUCGCCUUUAAUUACUUGUUAGACGGCCUCGAGAGUCGAGUGGCGGUUCUUGAAGAAAGACUUGAAUAUUUACGAGAGCUUUAUGAUCUUAUGGGUGAAUUCAGUAUCGGAAUACCACCGGAUGAUAUGAACGAAUUUCUAGGUUUAAGUGUGGUUCUGGGCACAUUACGUACAAAUGUCGAUGCGCGACUGGAAACACGCAGCAAACUUGCCGGUAUGUUCGCGAGCCAAGUCGGGAAAGAUAUAAUGGAGUUGAUUGUCGAUAUUAACAAACUGAGGGAUGAAAUAGCGCAACCAUGGCUCUAUGAGGAGAAAUCGGAUAUGGAGAAAGUUAUGGAAGUUUUAAACGAUUUAAUGGAAAAACUAAUGAGCUACUCAGCGAGGGAUAAACAGAUACGCGAAUGGCAGAAGAUAUUCAAGAUUCCACCGGCUAGACUAGAACAACUUGAUGAAGCCAUUAAUGACGUCAAGUUGAGGCAAAUGCUUUGGAAAUCUGCAAAGGAGUGGAACGACGCAUACAAAACAUGGUAUGAAGUGCCUUUCAAUACUUUGGAUAUGGACGAGAUACAGUCAACAACGAUCAACUUCGGAAAGAUAUUCAAUCAACUCGACAAGGGACUGCCGCCUAAUAAAAUAGUACCCAGAUGUAAGGAGACAAUCGAUAUCAUCAAAGAAAAGCUGCCAGUUAUGUCGUAUCUCCGAAACCCGGCCUUGAAGCCACGUCAUUGGAUAAAAAUUGAGGAGAUACUACACACUCGUAUUACACCUGACACAGUAGUGACGCUAGGCAUGCUAGAAGAACUCCAGGCAUUCCAGCAUGCAGAGGAAUUGAUGGAGGUCGCAGGACAAGCAAGCUCAGAGGCCGGUCUCGAGGCUUUAUUAAAGAAGGUGGAAGAAAUAUGGGCGACGCUUGAGUUCCCCGUAGUAUUACACAAGGACGCUCGAGAUGUCUACGUGUUGGGAGGCUUGGAUGAGAUACAAGCUAGUGUGGACGAGAGCAACAUACACGUGAGCACAAUACUGAGCUCGAGAAACUGUGGACCGAUCCGCAGCAGGGUCGAGGAGUGGGCGAAGAACUUGGAGCUGUUCGCUAAAACUUUGGAGGAGUGGUACAUAUGUCAACAAACCUGGAUCUACCUGGAAGUUAUCUUUUCCGCUCCAGACAUUCAGCGACAGCUUCCUAAUGAAACGAGACUAUUUACAAUCGUUGAUAAAUCUUGGAAGGACAUUAUGCGCAAACUAGCGAAGGUACCACUAGCAAUGCCGGCUGCAACACAACCCAAGCUUUAUGAAGAAUUUGUGCGAAAUAACGAAAUGCUGGAUCAAAUCAUGAAGUGCUUAGAGGCGUACUUGGAAACUAAACGCGUCGCAUUUCCACGUUUCUUUUUCCUCUCUAACGAUGAACUGCUGGAAAUAUUGGCGCAGACCCGCAACCCGCAUGCAGUACAACCGCAUCUUCGCAAGUGUUUCGAUGCGAUUGCUAAACUUGAGUUUGGAGUGCGUUUACCUGAAAGCGAAAUGGAGAUAACAGAAGAUGGCACAUUGGUCGAAAAGGAGAUGUCGUUCAAUACGAGAGAUGCCUUACAAGCUAAGUUAGCCAAAACGGCUAAGCCUGAAGAUUUGACAACCGAUAUAAUAGCCAUGCUUUCGCCGGAAGGAGAAAGAGUUAAUUUGGGCAAGGGUCUAAAAGCUCGAGGGAAUGUGGAAGAUUGGUUGGGUAAAGUAGAAGAAGCGAUGUUUGCAUCGGUGAAGCGCUGUAUGAAAUUUGCUUUGCGUGACUAUAUGCAGCGUCCACGAGUCGACUGGGUUACUCUCCAUGCUAACCAGGUUGUCCUAGCCGUAUCUCAAAUAAUGUGGGCAAAGGGCGUCCACGAAAUAUUCGCUCUGGAUCUGCCAUUGCGCAUUGACACCGGUCUUUUGAACUACGAGAAGAAGUGUAUUUCGGAUUUGAACGACCUAGCGGCUUUAACGCGGAAAGACCUCAGUCCUCUGUUCCGGAAAGUUCUGUGCGCUCUCAUCACAGUCGAUGUCCAUGCUCGGGAUACUAUCACGCAUAUGGUUGAGAAGCAUGUACAAAAGGCAGACGAUUUUGAGUGGUUGAAGAUGAUCCGCUACUACUGGGAGGAAGAAAUCGACAACUGUGUGGCGAGAAUGUCCAGCGCUAUGUACAUCUACGGACACGAAUAUCUUGGCGCUGGAGGUGUCCUAGUAAUAACACCGCUAACUGAUCGAUGCUACUUAUGCCUUAUGGGCGCCCUGCAACUCGAUCUUGGAGGCGCACCCGCGGGCCCCGCCGGCACUGGCAAGACGGAAACUACGAAGGAUCUUGCGAAGGCACUUGCCAUUCAAUGCGUCGUAUUUAAUUGCUCGGAAGGUCUGGACUACAAAAUGAUGGGGAGAUUCUUUUCGGGCUUGGCGACCUCCGGUGCUUGGUGCUGUUUCGACGAGUUCAAUCGUAUCGACAUCGAGGUGCUAUCAGUGAUCGCUCAGCAACUUAUUACCAUCAGAAACGCGAAGGUUGCUCGGCAGUCUCGGUUUAUGUUCGAGGGUCGGGAGAUUAAGCUAGUGCGAACGUGUGCCGCUUUCAUAACGAUGAACCCAGGCUACGCGGGCCGCACAGAACUGCCUGAUAACUUGAAGGCCUUGUUUCGACCUAUAUCCAUGAUGGUACCGGAUUAUGCAUUAAUCGCUGAAGUUAUUCUAUACUCCGAGGGCUUUGAAUCUUCUAAGGGUCUUGCUAAGAAAAUGGUGCAGAUGUACAAAUUGUCGAGUGAACAACUGUCCAAGCAGGAUCAUUACGACUUCGGAAUGCGCGCCGUUAAGAGUGUACUUGUAAUGGCUGGAGCAUUAAAACGAGCAAGUCCAGAUCAGCACGAAGAAAAAACGCUGCUUUGCGCGCUAAAUGAUAGCAACUUGCCCAAAUUCUUGGCGGCCGAUGCUAUACUCUUUGCUGGUAUUCUCUCAGAUCUGUUUCCUGGGGUCGAUUUACCAGAACGCGACUAUGCGGUUAUGGAGGAAGUAAUUAAAAUUAUUUUGCUGGAGAGAAAACUACAAAUAAUGGAAUGUCAAAUACGCAAAGUGAUUCAAUUACAUGAAACGAUGAUUGUGCGCUGGGGCGUGAUGCUUGUAGGACCUACUGGGGGCGGCAAAACUGUUGUGUUACACGUGCUAGGUGAUACGUACACAAGAUUAUGUGAGAACGGCGUGGUCGGUUCGCAGUACCAGAUUGUUCACAAGUAUAUAAUGAAUCCUAAAAGUCUAAGCAUUGGCGAGUUGUACGGUGAAGUCAAUCUACAGACCUUGGAAUGGCACGACGGCAUACUCCCAUUGUCGUUAAGAACUGCUGUUCAGUGCGAAGAUCCCGACCAUCAGUGGCUGAUAUGCGACGGUCCCGUGGACGCGGUGUGGAUCGAAAACAUGAACACUGUCCUCGAUGAUAACAAAAUGCUGUGUCUCUCCAAUUCCGAACGCAUAAAACUAACGCCCUAUGUUCAUAUGGUUUUUGAGGUAGCUGAUCUAGCCCAAGCCUCACCCGCGACCGUGUCUCGCUGUGGCAUGGUCUACAUCGACCCUAACGAGCUGGGUUACCUACCGUAUGUCCGCUCCUGGCUUGAAAGUGCGGUAGAGAAGAACAUCGUUCACCAGGAGAACGUGGACUUCCUCUAUGAACUGUUCAAGAUGAUCGAAAUUGGUUUUGUGCAUGUAAAUACAAAGUGCAGUGUUGGAAUCAAACAGGUUGACAUAAGUAAGGUGAUGGCUUUGUGCUGCCUCCUCGGCGCUUUGCUAUCGGAGCCGGGAGACAGGUUCACAGAAAAGUCCGCUGUCAAAGUGUAUAUCGCUCACACAUUUAUAUUCUGCUACGUUUGGUGCAUCGGUAGCAACAUCCUCGAAGUUAACAGGAAGACGUUUGAAGAAGUAAUUAAAAGGCAGUUCGAGGCUUUCGAGGAAGCAGAAUAUUUCCCUCAAGGCUUCAAUUUCUUUGAUAUGUUUAUGGACACUAAACAUCGCAAGUUGAAGGUGUGGGCAGAGAUAAUACCGGAGUUCAUAUACGACUGCAACCAACCGUUCUUCGAGACGCUAGUACCGACUGUAGACACGGUUCGAUACGGUUACCUCUUCGAGAAGCUACUGUCUGCUGGAAAGCCUGUCAUGUUUACGGGAAAUACUGGUGUGGGCAAAACUUGUAUUGCGGCUGAAAUUCUAAAAAAGAUGGCUGCUACCGGUAUAUACAUUCCGAUGAUAUUGAACUUUUCUGCACAAACUAGCAGUCCAAGAACACAGGAGGUAAUAGAGUUGCGCUUGGACAAGAGGCCGAGGAAAGCGAUCGGAGCGCCGCUUGGAAAAAAAGUUAUUAUAUUUAUUGACGAUGUGAACAUGCCUCGUCUCGAUGUAUACGGAGCCCAGCCUACCAUUGAAUUGCUUCGGCAGUUUCUUGAUUUUGGCGGUCUUUACGAUCGUGAUAAGCUAUACUGGAAAGAGAUUUUGGACGUGGUAUUGUCAUGCGCAUGUGCACCUCCCGGUGGAGGAAGGAAUCCUCUUACUGGCCGAUUCGUGAGACACUUUGCUAUGUUUUAUAUAUCGGCGCCCAACGCUGAUGCUAUGAAGACAAUAUUCAAGGCUAUUCUAUCCGGUCACAUGGAAGACUUUGUUACCGAAGUAUCCGUCCUCGGCGAUUCAAUAGUGAACGCUGCUGUGGAAGUAUAUCUCAAAAUUUGUUCGGAACUGUUGCCCACGCCUGCCAAAUCCCAUUACGUGUUUAAUCUGCGAGAUUUGUCUAAAUCCAUGCAGGGAGUAUUGCAGGCCAACGCUGCUUAUAUGAGAUCGCCACAAGCAAUGCUACGAUUAUUCUAUCACGAAUGUCUCCGUGUUUUUCACGACCGAUUGAUAAAUAUUGAAGAUAAAAGCUAUUUCUAUCAUCUUAUGAACACCGUCUGCCAGAAGAACUUCCAACAGCCGAUUCUCGAAAUACCAGAUGAUCCGAUUAUUGAACAACCACCUUUACUUCUCUUUGGCGAUUUCUUGAAUUCAGCCGCCCCUAAAGAAAAUAGAAUAUACCAGGAAAUACCUGAUAUGGAAAAAUUGAUGAUUGUAUUAAGGGAAUACCUAGAAGAAUACAACUCGACAGCUCGUGCGGAAAUGCAUCUGGUGUUGUUCCGUGAUGCUGUGGAGCACGUGGUUAGAGUAGCAAGAGUUUUCCGUGCAGAAAGAGGACAUUGUCUCAUGGUAGGGCCGGGAGGCUCCGGUCGGCGAUCCGUUGCAACGCUUGCUGGACACGUUAAUGAGUGCAAGUGCAUGGGCAUGGAGCUGAAGAGGAAUUACGACACGCCUGAGUUUCACGAUGAUCUUCGAAACAUGUACAUGCGUGCUGGAGUCGCCGGUGAGGAUACCGUGUUCCUCUUCACCGACACGCAGAUCACCAAGGAGGAGUUCCUCGAAGACAUCAACAACAUGCUUAAUUCAGGAGAAGUACCAAAUCUCUUCGAAGGUGAUUCAUAUGAGCAAGUACAGUCGGGUUGUCGCAACGAAGCAGCCAAAGUGGGCAUUAAUCCGAGCGACCGAGAUGCAGUGUAUUACUACUUUAUCAACCGUGUUCGCAGUAAACUGCAUCUUUGUAUUUGUAUGAGCCCUGUAGGGGAAGCGUUCAGACGUCGAUGCCGCAUGUUUCCGUCGCUAGUCAAUUGUUGUACGAUCGAUUGGUUCACGAAAUGGCCACCGGAGGCCCUACGGUCUGUGGCCAAACAAUGUUUGCAACCGCUGGAAAAUGACGUCAUCGUUGAAAAGAUCUCUACUCUCGCUGUGUCAAUGCAUCAGGAUGUAGACGUGAUGACGGAGCGUCUGUACGAAGAAAUGCGCAGAUACUUCUACACGACACCAAGCAGCUACCUCGACCUACUCAAGCUCUAUCUCAAUUUACUCGACAAAAAGCAACAGGAAAUCAUAAGGGGACGAGAUCGCAUUUCUUGUGGACUACAGAAACUGUAUGAAACCUACGAGGUGGUCGGUGUGAUGGAACAGCAAGUACGUGAAAUGGAACCUAUUCUAGCAAAAAAAGCCGAAGAGGGGAUGGCGCUCGUAGCUCGACUCAAAGUCGAACAGAAAGCUGCGGACGAAGUAAAGCAAGCUGUUAUGAAAGACGAAGCGGAAGCUAAGAUAAAAGCAGAGGAGGUGAAACAAAUAGCGGACGAAGCAAAAGCCGAUUUAGCGCUUGCGAUGCCUGCCAUGGAAGCUGCUCAAAAUGCUCUCAAAGCACUGAACAAGGCGGACAUAAACGAACUGAAGGCCUUCCAGAAACCGCCGCCGCUUGUCCGAUUUGUUAUGGAACCUGUGUGCAUACUGCUAGGAGCUAAACCUGAUUGGGAUUCAACGAAAAAAUUACUUGCGGAUGUGAACUUCAUUCGUAACUUAGAGGAAUACGACAAGGAUCAUAUCCCUGAUGCGAUGCUCAAGAAAAUAAAAGUGUAUUUGACACACAAAGACUUUAAUCCAGAUACCGUCGUUAAAGUUUCAAAGGUAUGCCGUUCUAUGGUCUUAUGGGUGCAAGCUAUUGAUAUGUAUGCAAAAGUCUUUAGAGUUGUAGAACCAAAGAUCUUAAAACACAAAGAAGCAGCGGGAAUAUUAAAGAGCGUAAUGGCGGUACUACGAGCUAAGCAAAAAGAGGUUGAGGCUAUAGAAGCACAGCUAGAGAAAAUGAUGAAUGAAUUAAAGGUUGUUGAAGAAGAGAGAAUAAAGCUACAGGCGGAUGUAGACUUGGCUGCCGCUAGGCUAAUGCGGGCAGGCAAACUGACUCAGGCUCUAGCAGAUGAGAAAACGCGUUGGGAGGAAGGCGUUAAGGCAGCAACAUUCAGACUGAAAUGCACAACGGGUGAUAUCAUAAUAGCGUCGGGCUGUAUUGCGUACUUUGGCGCCUUCCCUUCGCAUUACCGUCGCGAACUAGAAACUAAAUGGGUUCAACAGUGUCAGGAGUUAGAAAUACCUUCGUCAGAUACUUUUGAUCUAAUAACUGUAAUGGCGGACUCGUACACGGUGCGUACCUGGAACGCUCAAGGCUUACCGCGCGACGCCGUCUCUACUGAGAACGGUAUUCUGGUAACUCGUGCCGGAAGAUGGCCACUCACAAUCGAUCCACAAGAACAGGCGAAUAGAUGGAUAAAGAACAUGGAGCGCGACAACGGUAUACAGAUAACGAAGUUAAACGAUCCCGCAUACCUACGAAUGUUAGAAAAUUGCAUUAGACUGGGCUGGCCAAUGCUCAUAGAGGAUUUGGGUGAAACGCUGGAAGCCACCCUCGCGCCCGUGCUUCUCAAACAGACAUUUUUACAGGCGGGUCGUCUGCUCAUCCACCUCGGCGAUAGCGACAUCGAGUACGACACCAACUUUCGGCUGUACCUGACUACGAAGCUGGCCAACCCUCACUACUUACCGGAGAUCUGCAUACAAGUCACAUUAGUUAAUUUUACUGUCACGCUCUCUGGACUCGAGGAUCAGCUGCUUGCAGAUGUUGUACGCCUCGAACGACCAGAUCUAGAGCUACAGAGGUCGGAACUGAUCGUGCGCAUAAAUACCGACAAGGCGACGUUGUUAGAAAUAGAGGAUAAGAUACUGCGGCUACUUUACGCGUCGUCCGGCAACAUCCUGGAUGAUGAGGAACUGAUAGAAACCCUCAACGAGAGCAAGGAAACAUCAGAGAUAAUAAACGCCAGGCUAGAAGAAACUGAAGCGACGGAGAUCAGGAUAUCGGCGGCCAGGGAGAAGUAUCGCACGGUGGCGACGAGGGGCGCCGUUCUGUAUUUUGCAGUAGCACAGCUGGCAGACAUCGACCCUAUGUACCAGUUCUCGUUGAAGUAUUUCAAUCAGGUCUUCAACCAAGUGAUAGAAAAGAGUGAGAAGAGCGACAUCCUCGAACACAGGUUGGACAUUCUCCAUCGCGAGAUCACACUGUCUGUAUACCGGAAUGUGUCUCGUGGGUUGUUCGUGAGGCACAAGCUUGUGUUCAGUUUCCUGUUGAACGUGGCGAUAUACCUGCACGGUGGGCUCGUCUCCCAGCACCAGUGGAACUUUGUCCUGCGAGGAUCUGCUGGCGCUAAAGUGGUGCCGCCUAAAAAACCAGCGAUAGAAGCUCUCACGGAGCAAAUGUGGCUCACGAUUAAUUACUUGGAAGACAGUGAUAGCAGUUUCGCAGGUCUAGCUGGAGACUGUCUCAAAAAGAUUCCCAUUAAGCUGGGCACUUUUUCAUUGGACAUUCAUAUAAACAAAAAAGAUUUAUCAUCUCCGAAGAUAAAUUGGGACGAGGCACUGGAUCCGUUCCAAAAGUUAAUGUUAAUAAAAUGUCUAAAAGAAGAAAAGCUUGUCUUCGCCAUCGCCCAGUACGUGAGCACGAGCUUGGGAUCUGUGUUCAUAGAGAGUCCUACAGUUCAGCUUAAUACCUUGUAUGCUGAUACAGCUAGUUCAAUUCCUCUAGUGUUUGUACUGAGUACCGGGUCGGACCCUUUCGGCGCUUUCCAAAAGUUCGCAACUGAAAUGGGCAUGAGAGACAGAGUACAUUCUAUAUCUUUGGGUCAAGGACAAGGUCCCGUUGCGGAAAAAUUGAUAAAUAACGCUAAACCGAAGGGCGAUUGGGUUUUCUUACAGAACUGUCACUUAGCGGCGUCAUGGAUGUUAAGUCUUGAACUAAUAGUCGCCAACAUGAGCGGUGACCCCUCGAGUCUCCACGAAGAAUUCAGAUUGUUUUUGAGCUCUAUGCCGACCCCAAAAUUCCCAGUUUCAGUACUUCAGAAUUCUGUCAAGGUUACUAAUGAACCACCUAAAGGACUCAAAGCAAAUGUUAAAAGAGCUCUUAUAGAGAUUGAGGAUGACUUCUUUGAAAAUAACGUAUUGGGCCAAGACUGGCGAACAAUGCUGUUCGGUAUUUGCAUGUUCCACGCGAUCAUACAAGAGAGAAAAAAGUUUGGUCCCCUCGGUUGGAAUAUAACUUACGAGUUUAACAAUAGCGACCGUGAGUGCGCCAUGCUCAACCUACAAAUGUUUUGCGAAUCAGGUCACGUGCCUUGGGACGCCUUAGAAUAUAUUACUAGUCAGAUAACGUACGGCGGUCGCGUGACUGACAUGUGGGAUCAACGUUGCUUGACCACCAUCCUUAAGCAAUUCUUCUCGCCGGCGACGCUAGAUGAGGGCUACACUUAUUCCCCGUCAGGCGUCUAUUACUGCCCACGGUUGGAGAAACUAAGCGCCGUUCGUGACUACAUUGAUACGCUACCUGUCAUCGAGGACCCGGAAAUAUUCGGAAUGCACGAGAACGCUAAUAUUGCUUAUGAGCACAAAGAAACAAGCACAUUAAUAAAGACGAUAGUAGACGUCCAACCUAGGUCUGGAAGUACGGGGGGUGGUGACACUCCCGAUCAGAUAGUAUGGCGUAUUUGUGAACAAACAAGGGCUGCAGUUGUUCAAUCAGUGGACCGUACAAAGGCCCACCCUGAUCUGCUGACGCCAGAUGACGCUGGCCAGCUCCACUCUCUCACCACUGUAUUACUACACGAAACUGAUAGAUUCAACACUCUACUCGCUCUCAUACACGCCUCGCUCAACGAACUACAGAAAGCGAUUAAGGGUAUUGUGGUAAUGUCGGAAGCGUACGAAGAGGUUUUCAACUCCUUCCUCAAUAACAAGGUGCCGGAGAUGUGGCACCGUCGCGGUUACAACUCGCUCAAGUCUCUCGGAAGCUGGAUUCAUGAUUUAACACUUCGUAUCGAUUUUAUUGAGCAAUGGCUCACAGAGGGCGCGCAGGCCAGUAGCUGGGUGUCGGGGCUGUUCUUCCCGCAGGGUCUCUUAACUGGCGCGCUACAAGCGUACGCCCGUCGUUACCGAGUACCCAUCGACGCUCUAAUCUUCGACUUUGUACCUCUACGCUGCUUCCUCUCGCAGGAAGAUGUUUACCGGCAGAACAAGAAGAAGACGAAGGAGGAGACGAGUGUUUUCGACUCGCUAGAAAAGCCCGAAGACGGUGUCAACAUUCACGGAUUGUUUAUUGACGCUGGACGCUGGGAUCCCGCAAAGAACUUGCUAGUCGAUGCAUUACCAGGUCAAAUGAAUCCCCCGCUGCCAGUGGUAUGGUUCAAGCCGGUUCUAUCGCUUCCUAAGCCGGACCUGCGGUACGAAGCCCCACUGUACAAGACAGCGGAACGAGCCGGAACACUGUCAACAACAGGCCACAGUACUAACUUCGUGCUACCCGUACGACUUCCCUCUGACAUGCAUGCAGACUUCUGGAUCGUACGCGGUACGGCACUGCUCACACAGAUCACCGAUUGACAUCUAUUGUUCUAUAUUAUACUCCUCCUAUUUUUUGUGAA